AUCGAUCGAUUCGUGUUCGCAUCCCCCACGACCGCGAUCGAGAUUUUUCUCUUUUUCCCCCGUUUUUUCGUUUUUUUUCUUCUAUUUUUCUCUAUAUAUAUACGGAGUGUGAUCUCUCUUUGUUACUUUGGAGAAUUUGAGAGGUGUGAAAAAGUUGAGAGUUUUAAUACAAAAGAUGGUUCUUUUGUUCCUGCACAAACAAGCUACUGAUUGUGGCGACUUGGAUGCUGCGAAAGAGAGAAUCUCUCUUCUAAAGAAAGUAGAAUCCAUUAUCUGGUCGGUAAUAAAUUCUGGUGGCCGGUACGAGGCUCGCUUGUGGCUGUGCAAUACGAUCUCGGCCGUCCAUUCUAUCACUCCGUGUGAUCAGCGCGACCUGUUUGUCGACUUUGUGAAGUCGAACGUUUCGAAACAAGAUGUUGCCGUUCAAUUACUGCAAAUGAUUUUUGAGAAGAGACCGGAAAAGGUUGGGCCUAUAUUCGCGAGGAGGUGCCGCAUGCUCGAGAAGUUUUUUGAAGGGAACCCACGGCGCAUUAUGCAAUGGUUCGAUAAUUUUGCUGCUGCUGGUGAGUCGGGACAUAAAAGGGGUGCUAGAGCAAUAUCCCAGUUUGCAUUCGUGAAUCGUGACAUUUGCUGGGAGGAGCUCGAGUGGAAGGGAAAACACGGGCAGUCGCCAGCAGUUGUUGCGACGAAGCCGCAUUACUUUCACGACCUUGAUGUUCUUCGAACGGUGGAGAACUUUCUUGAAUAUGUGCCAGAUUUUUGGUCGUCAGAUGAGCUCGCUGAUUCCGUCAAAGAUGGGGAGAUUUUGCAAAUCGAUACCAGAUAUUUUGUCAAUCAGUUUGUGCAAUUGAUGUACGAGGAGAAAAGUGAAGAUGUAUGGAACGUCAUCGAAGAUUUUUUGACGGAGGAGCAAUUCUCGUCUCUUUCUCAACACCUCCUUAUUCUCCUUGAUGAACGGAGGCUCCUCGUUUUCUUGAAGUCCCUUGGGAGUUAUAUUAGGCCAAAUUCGCAAUGCAAAGAGUUCAAGUUCCCGUGUUGUUGGCUUGAGAUUCUUUUGUCAAAUAGUAACUUUUCAGCGUCUCUCGAUGACGUUCUCCUAUUAAAUGCUGCCCUUGCCAAGGGCAGACAGCUGUUACGCCUUAUCAGCGAUGAAGAACAUGAUGAAGAAAGGGAGAAUGUGGAAAAGCUUUUGAGAAGCUCGAUGACUUUCAGUGAAGCUGCUCAUCGGGCUUUCAUGAAAGAAUGUGAAGAAAUGAAGCAGCUCAAGGCAAUCAAGUACAUUGGGCUUCAAUCGUGGAUUCUCUACUAUCAAUUGUCGAAAGAAUGCGAGACCUCAAAAUCAUGUGAAUCUUUGUUUGUUGAGAACAGAAUAGGAUUUCACGUGGUUGAUGAUUUUUCAUUAGUAAGUUCAGAUCGGCCCUCAAAUGGAUGUGAUUUAGGUUCCGAUGAUGAGGAUUUAGGGAGAAAAGGCCACAAGAAGAGAAAAAGGGACAAGAAGAGAAGGAGAAAGAAAUGCAAUCAUGAUGAAAGCAGUCCGGAUCAUCUAAUGGAUUUUGAAAAUUCGAAUGGAUGGAGAAGCUCGCAAUCAGGGGCGAGGAGUUGGCGGCUCUCAACAGACAACUUUUCCUGCGUAUGGAACAUUGCCGACAUACCUGAGCAUCUUUCCAUGCACUACUUUAGAACAUGGGCAAAGUGGCUUCGCUCCAAAUGGUAGUUUGCAUUCCAAAAGGAGAAUAUACAUCGUACUAUCAGCGGUCAAUUGAACUUGAGAAAUGGGUUCAUAAAUGGUAUAAAAAACUCCACUUCUACAUUUCAUAUGCAAGAUUACUAUACGAAACUCUCAAGUUUCUGGAGAUUUCGUGAUCUGAGGUCGCAAUCGUGGCACAAUGAAGGGUAUUUAACAUUUGGCUCAGAAUGGUUAAAUUGAUCGAUAAAGAUGAGUUGUGGCGCAUGCGGCGCCUGCCACUCGAGCUGCAGAUAUUGAAGCAAAUGUGUUUGUUGGAGAUUCACUAAUAAACCUCCUAAUCUUCCAACCAUUUGUAACUCGUAAACCGAGCUUAUAUUAUGUUUGUAAUCACAAUUUUCAUUUAUUUUACAUACUCAUAAACGAUUGUAUGAGCAUAGGUGUAACAUUGCACUUGAGAUGGAUCUGAAUUCGAAAGCUUUUUUACAACAAUGAUCAUAAGUUUGUACAGUAGUGUUGUUUAUUUGUAUAUUUA
Molecule: messenger RNA, 2219 nt
Organism: Ananas comosus (pineapple)
Lineage: Eukaryota; Viridiplantae; Streptophyta; Magnoliopsida; Poales; Bromeliaceae
Exons: 6
Coding region: 176-1714 (512 amino acids)
Source: RefSeq, a predicted model, not a curated record